GCAUGUUUUAGUCACCGAAGCUGUGGAAACCUGGUGGAAGCGAGUCAUGAUCGUGGGGAAUGAUUUCAAAUAAUUUUACGUUUAUUUUGUCCAUAGUCUAUCACUUUAUCAAACCAUAAUGUAUGCUAUUGUUAUUUUACUGCUGCUCCACUUCCACGAUACAUCUGCGGUGACUCACUCUCUGAAGAAUUUCUACACUGCGUCUUCUGGAGUCCCAAACUUCCCAGAGUUUGUGGUUGUUGGAUUGGUUGAUGGCGUUGAGAUAACUCACUAUGACAGUAACACCUGGAGAACAGAACCCAAACAGGACUGGAUGAGCAGAGUCACAGAAAAGGAUCCUCACUACUGGCACACGCAGACUGAGAUCUUGAAGGGUCACCAGCAGACCUUCAAAGCCAACAUUGAAGUUGCAAAGCAGCGCUUCAACCAAACUGGAGGUUCUCACAUUGCCCAGUGGAUGUACGGCUGUGAGUGGGACAAUGAGACUGAAGAGGUUAAUGGAUUUAUGCAGUCUGGUUAUGAUGGAGAAGACUUCAUAUCAUUUGACCUGAAGACAGAGUCAUGGAUCGCUCCACAACAACAGGCUGUCAUCACCAAACACAAGUUUGAUCAUAACGACGCUCAGACAGCACAGUAUAAACACUACCUGACCCAGGAGUGUCCUGAGUGGGGGAAGAAGUAUGUGGACUAUGGGAGGAGCUCUUUGCUGAGAAGAGAUCUUCCCUCAGUGUCUCUCCUCCAGAAGUCUCCCUCCUCUCCAGUCAGCUGCCACGCUACAGGUUUCUACCCUGACAGAGCCAUGAUGUUCUGGAGGAAAGAUGGAGAGGAGCUUCAUGAGGACGUGGACCUCGGAGAGAUCCUCCCCAACCACGAUGGAUCCUUCCAGAUGAGUGUUGACCUGGACCUUUCAUCAGUCCCAGCUGGAGACUGGAGGAGGUACGACUGUGUGUUUCAGCUCGCUGGUAUGAAGAAAGACAUCAUCACCAGACUGUACAAAGCAGAGAUCAGGACAAACAGAGAGAAGCCCACUGAUGUGACCAUCAUAAUGAUCUCUGCUGCAGUGGCAGUGGUUGUUCUCAUUCUCGUCCUCAUCGCUGUGAUUGGAUUCAUCAUUUACAAAAAGAAGAAUGACAAAUUUGCUCAACCGUCUAAAUCCUAUCAACAAGACAAGAAGACUUCACCUGACAUUCCUCGUACAAGAACAUUGAGCAACACAGAGUCAGAGGAUUCUUCAAGUGCUUCUUCUACAGUAAACAGCUACACAGAAUUGCUCAAAAGUGGCCAGUGAAAGUGUGAAGAGGAGCAUGAAGUCCACUUUGUAAGAAAUUGGCAACAUCAACAAAGUUUCUACACGAUCUGUAAUCCAUACAGAAGGGCCACCUCACCAGCAAAAUGGACGGAAUUUCACUUAUUUUAUGUGGUUAAAAAAAGUGCAGUGCAGUGAGGUUUUAAAGCUACAAUAAUCCAUAUUUGUGUGGCAAAAACGUAUCAAAUGACAAUGUGUAAUGUGAAAGGUGUUACCUUUCACAUUACACAUUGUCACCAAGAAUUAACAUCAGUUCAUGUUUAUGGAUAAAUUCUGAACCGGAAAAAGGAGUGGUGCCACCACAUUCAAAAUUCGCAAAGUGACAGAUUUGGGGUUGGGAAUUUAAUAGUAGAGGCUCAUCGAUUGGAAUACAGAGAAAACAAAUGUGAAAAAUGAGUUGACAAAUACAAAUCACAAAUAUUCCAGAACAUCAAGUGAGGAUGAUUAUUUUUAAAGAGAAGUAAAACAUGAUAAUAAAAACAAUGAAAGCAUCACAGCACUCAUCCUACAUACAUAAUAAAGAAUUGUGUGUUCAUCUAAAAUAAUCCACCAUAGUUACAGUUUGAUACUUCAGCUGUCAGGCUUUUCUGGUUCAAUCAAUAUUGAUAACACAAAUGCAAAUAUACACAUAUGGAAACACAAAUGUACACGCACAUACAUUCCAUCUCCAUACAUCCACUCUUAGGGUGUGGCAGCGAUAUGAUGAUAUAUAAACCUUGAGAUAACAGAUAUUUGUAGAGUUUUCUUUACUAUUUCUAGUGAGAAAGUCAUCCUUUGGUUCUCUGGUUGGGUCAGAUCACCGGGGGCAACACUGCAAACAGAACACUAAAUUUCUCACCCCUCUGCGCACACACACACACACACACACACACACACA
Messenger RNA from Perca flavescens (yellow perch), 2183 nucleotides. RefSeq names its product class I histocompatibility antigen, F10 alpha chain. Gene Ontology annotation, cellular component: external side of plasma membrane. The record is from RefSeq and is a predicted model, not a curated record. The transcript is spliced from 10 exons. Gene Ontology annotation, biological process: immune response. Lineage: Eukaryota; Metazoa; Chordata; Actinopteri; Perciformes; Percidae. The coding region runs from base 119 to 1288 and encodes 389 amino acids.